Molecule: messenger RNA, 188 nt
Organism: Funneliformis geosporum
Lineage: Eukaryota; Fungi; Glomeromycota; Glomeromycetes; Glomerales; Glomeraceae
Source: the annotation of a GenBank genome assembly
CAGUUUGGAAUUUUAAGCAUGGUCCUAAAAAAAUAAUUGAACGAGGAUGUUCUAAUUAUUGCCAACCAUAUGUAAACGGCAAGCAUGGGUUUGAGGGUACUUAUGAAGAGCAUGUCGAAUAUAUUAGUAUGCGUCAUACUGAGAAUGGUGAAACUCCGAGUGGAAAAACAGGAUCUGAAAUCGCCUAA